This is a messenger RNA of Aedes aegypti (yellow fever mosquito), 1754 nucleotides long. RefSeq names its product venom carboxylesterase-6. Lineage: Eukaryota; Metazoa; Arthropoda; Insecta; Diptera; Culicidae. The transcript is spliced from 3 exons. Bases 40 to 1704 code for a protein of 554 amino acids. The record is from RefSeq and is a predicted model, not a curated record.
AUAACAUUAUUUUAGUCUCGUUCUUUCAGCAACGCGACAAUGCAUUUUGUUGCACUGCUCGUUCUAGUCGUCCAAUUCGGGGCUCACGUUACGUUCGCUCAUCCCGGUCAGGCUCCCAUCGUGCACACCGGACUCGGCAGCAUCCGGGGUACGAUUCUGGAGUCCCGUCUGGGACGGAAAUUCUACGCUUUUCGUGGGAUCCGAUAUGCCAACGCACCAGUAGGGAAUCUUCGAUUCCAAGCACCACAACCGGUUGACGCCUGGAACGGGACGCUAGAUGCCACCGAAGAUGGGCCUAUGUGUCCACAGCCGGCGCUGAAUCGCAGUGAUGUGUCGGAGGAUUGCCUGCGGUUGAAUGUGUACUCCAGUGUGAUUCCGGGCGAGAAUAUAAGGAUUGCCCCGAGAGAUGUACUAGUGUAUCUUCAUCCAGGUGGCUUCUACGUGUUUUCCGGACAGAGCAAGAAUAAUGCGGGGCCUCAGAACUUGAUGGACCAAGAUGUGGUGAUGGUGACGAUCAACUAUCGAUUGGGUUCGCUCGGUUUCAUGAGUACUGGGACGAAGGAUAGUCCAGGAAAUGCCGGUUUCAAGGAUCAAGUUAUGGCUUUGAAGUGGGUUCGAGAUCACAUUUCGGCAUUCGGUGGACGAUCUGAUUCGGUGACACUGAUGGGAUACAGUGCCGGAGCGCUGAGCAAUACUUUGCAUAUGGUGUCGCCGAUGUCGAAGGGGCUGUUCCAUCGAGUUAUUGUGAUGAGUGCUUCCGGAGUUAGUCAAGUGCAGAUUCCAACCGAUCAGAUUGAGCUUGCUGAGAAGCAGGCUUUGCUGUUGAACUGCAGUAGUACGGAAAUUUCUAAGAUGGUAGACUGUUUGAGAGAGAAACCUGCAACUGAUUUUGCCGACAGUUUGGAAGCAAUGUUCGUUCUGUCCUGGAAUCCGGUUCUGCUUUGGACAGCAGUAGUAGAGCCUGACUUUGGCCAAGAGCGAUUCCUGAUCGAAGACCCUACGGAGUCUUUCUUGAAGGGUAACUUUGCGAAGGUUCCUGUAAUCGCGGGAAUCACUCAGGACGAGUUUGCGGGGCCGGCUGUGUCUUUUCUACGAAAUGAAACACUCCGAAAGGAAUUGGAUGCGAAUUUCGAUACAUUGGCUCCUGUACUUUUCCUAUACGAAGGCUAUCUAAAUCGAUUGGACAUUACUCGUCAGCUGAGAGAGAAAUUCUUAGGAGAAGAACCACUCAGCUUGAACCGAUCUUUGCAAGGUUUGAAUUAUUUAUUUGCCGACAGCCUGAUCGGUUUUGCAGUUCAUCGCUUCGUGCAGUUAGUGGCACCGCAUACCCCCGUCUAUCAGUACAAGUUUUCCUACGUCGGACGAUACAGUUUCUUCUAUUAUCCUGACGAUCGAACUCCUUACGGAGCUGUCCAUCAUGACGAUUUGCUUUAUCUGCUUUCGAUCCCAUCGGUGGCACCCAUUUUCAAUGCGACCGACCCGGAAAGCAAAACCGUUGAACGCCUCACUGGAAUGUGGACAGCUUUUGCUAGGACGGGAGAUCCAAAUGCCGUUCAGGGAAUCGAAAAACCAAAUUGGACUCCUGUAACUGAUCAAAAAGACAGCUAUCUCAACAUCGGAGAAGAUCUCAAAAUGGAAGCAGGACUCUUCACUGAUAGAUUCUCUUUCUGGGACCACCUUUUCCCGCUUCCGGCAGUCAACUAAUAAUGUAUAAGUAUAAUCAAUAAAUAACUCCACGCUACUUAUCCUCUAAA